CUGUAAUAGAAACUUGCUCAGUUAGCAGUUCAAGGUCAUUGGGGUGGUCGCACUCCAUUGGCAGUCAGGGAGUUUCUAUUUUUCCGGGAAAGUAGAAGAGCCUAGGUGAAGGUGCGUUAGCAGAAUUAUAUGUUUAUGUGCCAUUAUGUGGAUACGUCUGUUGAUGGCUUAUUUUUCCAACCCGGCAUUGACAAGAAAGUUAGCGGAUAGCGCACCAAUUAGAUAUGCUGCUCGUGCCACAGUGCGUAUAUUUUUGGAAGGCAAACAGAGAGUGCUUACCGCUUCACAGAAGUACGGGGACAGUGAUUUAAUCGGCAAAAUAAAGGCAGCUUUUCGUGAAGGAAAGUCCAAAUUUCAGUAGGAGUUACCUCAGUAGUUCUGUUUUACUGUAAAAUGAACAGCAGUUCUCUAGUGAUUUUUCUGAUGAAAUAAAUGUCAUGAUGAGAAAAAGUUUGGUAAAAAUAAGUAAAACGGCUACGAUGUGUGAUUUUUGAAAAUGUGUAAACAGAUGGAAGUGUUUAGUCAGUGAAUGUAUCGAAAAAAUUGAAGCUGGUAGUAGUUCUGUUAUACAAACAUUUUUUUAAAUCAUUUGUAUCAUCUUAACUGUACCGAUAUGUUUGAUUUGGCUUACAACUAUAUUUAGAAAAAGAUUUAUUUAUAAAUGCAUGUUUUGGUUGAUUAGGGGAAAUUUCGGGUAAUUAUUGUAAUAAUUUUGUAGUUGAUUUGUCGUUCGAACUUCCAGUAACUCUAGUAUUGCUUAAAAACAUUUCGAAAGAUUAUUUUACCUGCGUAUGACACGAUUUCGAUAUUUCUAAGUACUUUGCAUCAACACAUCCAUGAUUCAACCAGUUGUAUUUUCUACUUGAGCAUGUUCAUCAUUGGGAUACGGCAAGCUAAUAGUUCUGGAUGAUUGCAAUUAUUACAUUUUUCAACAGAUGAGAGGUUUGUUUCUCAAAUCACGUUCAUAAAGUUAUUGUAGAGAUGUUUGAAAUGAUUUUUGAAUCGGAUUGUGGAGAUGUUCCAUUAUUUCUGUGUGGAACAGUUCUGGUCUGCAAAUUGUCGGUAAUAAUACAAAAUGAUUGUGUUUGUUGUAAUUAGGAGUUUCAUCCGGUAGGGUGACAAAAAAUAUGUGGCUUUUAAUAUUUCGCGUACUUACUGAUUAGUGGGAUGACCUGGUUGUAAGUCAUUUUCGUUUCGCCAAACCGGGAACAUAAGUUUUUUGAAGAUACUUCAAAAACCUUGUGUUAAUCUCUCUGUAUAAUGAAAUACUUUAGUUUCCCUUGAAAAGCAUUCUACUGCACCAUUUGUAGCUUAUUAUUAUACUUUCAAUGAAAUGUACUAGUUAUUAUAUAUAGGCGUAUUUAACGAUCAGAUGAGGAACUGUGCAGCUGAAAUGUAAACUUUCCAAUUACGAGUAGAGAUUAAAUAACCUAACUUUAGUGCAUCUCAGCUGCCUGAUUUGGGACCGAAAGAAUGUUCGAUUCAGAGACUCGAGACGUUAUCAGGUAUAGUGUCUUCUAAUUGCAUUUAAUAGGGUGAAUACUAAAUUAAGCAGUCAGCACAAAUAGAUGGUAAUUAGUGUGCAUUAACAGCACACCAAAGUGUCUGACUCAAUCAAAAGUUACAGCGUAAAUGAGGUCAAAGUAAAAAUAAGCAAGAAUUCGAUUGGAAACUAUGUGAAAUUGAGGAAGUAUAGGAUGUGUGCAUUUUAAACAAGUGUUUAGGUGUUCGUAUAUAGUUGCUUUGUUUCUGUUGUCAAGUCAUUCAUUCAUUCAUAAAUUUAAAGUAGGUUGAGACUGAAUAAACACUGUGUUUAUUGAGUUUCCAAAACAAAAGUGAACAUUCAUUCAGUGCUCAUAGUGAUUGUAAAAACACGAAGAGUUGCAAAUAUUACAAAGGUCACUUUCUAGAAAAACGUUCGUGUUGAGCGUAGAAAGUUGGGGAAAUGAGUUACAGUGCCUGUAAGGUUAAUUGAAGUUUUGUUCUCUGAGCUACAAAUUUUUAUCCAUUGCCAAUGCAAUUUAUAACUCAGUCUUUGAUUAUUUUCAAUCAGCUAUAAUUUUUAUGAGACAUGUGUACUUGGAUGUUGGUAUCACAGACAGAUGUUCACAGACUCCAAA
This is a messenger RNA of Trichobilharzia szidati, 2120 nucleotides long. NCBI's taxonomy places the organism in Eukaryota, Metazoa, Platyhelminthes, Trematoda, Strigeidida, Schistosomatidae. The record is from the annotation of a GenBank genome assembly.